CCAGAUGCUCUGACUGUCGCAUGGUACUCUCCAACCCCACAGGAAUUUUUACCUCACCCUGUUUUCCUAAUAAUUAUCCCAACAGUCAAGCAUGCAAAUGGACCAUCAGGGCUCCUUCUGGAUUCAUAAUUCAAAUUACCUUUGUUGAUUUUGAGAUUGAAGAAGCUCCCAACUGCAUUUAUGAUUUCCUAAAAUUGCACACAGGAGAAAAAGAAGUCACAUUGUGUGGUAUAACUGCCAGAGGUUUAUCGUUUAAUUCAUCUGGGAAUGAAAUGAUUGUAUCUUUUACCAGUGACUUUAGCAUCCAGAAGAGAGGCUUCAAUGCCAGUUAUACCCGAGUUGCUGUGGCCUUGAGGAAUCAAAAGGUUAUCAUUCCACAGUUCCAGGAUACUGAUACUGUGUCUCUCGCUAAUUCCAUCCAAGUUCCAGAACUCAACCAAUUCACACUGUGCUUUGAAGCAACUGAAAACAAUGGUAGUAGCCAUGAUUGGAAGGCUUUCUCCUAUUGUGAUUCUUCCUCUACAGAAUUCUUCAGCUUCGGAAAAACAAAAGGGGGGCACUUUAUAUUUAUCUCAGACACAGAAUGUAUGCUAAAUGAUGCGCUUGAUACCAAUCCAGAUGGAGACUUCUUCACUGAAACAUUUGAACAGCUUUGCAUUGUAUGGGAUAGUUACUCUGGCACUAUUGGUGUGAAUGUCAAGCAUACAUAUAAAACAAUAUUCUGUUCAGAUUCUUAUGGAAAAGUCAUUCCUGCUAAUGGAAAGUUGGUUUUGGGCUCUGAUAGAAAGGAUAUAAACCCUCUCAAUGGAGAUAUUUAUAAUUUCCGCCUUUGGAAUUUCACAAUGAACUCCCAAGUACUCUCUAACCUCAGCUGUGAUGUGAAAGGCAAUAUUAUAGACUGGGAAACUGACUUUUGGAGUAUCCCAACAUCAGCACUUAAAGCAGAAAACAACCUGAGUUGCGGUAAGCUUCUUUUAUUACAUUUUCCCUCCCUGAUGAGCUAAGCAUCCCACAGAGCAACCUCACCUUUUCUAGUGUGUUAUGAAGUACUCUAUCCAUAAGGUCCAUAUGUUGCUUUUAGCUAUGUUUGUUCUUUUUAUGAGUUGCAUUGAGUUAGAUUGGGCUCAAGCAUUUCAGUGGUUCACUGAAAAGGAGUGUUUUAGUGCUUUUUCAUUGUAUGGUGCAAUGUAGAAUCAAUAUAAAAUAUUAAGAAAUUACAAUAAUUUCUCUCUCUAGAUUCAUGUAUUUAAACAAAGCACAAUAAUAGGGCUGUUUGUUAUAAGGCACACUUUGAACUUGCCCUAUAUAAGAUUUCCAAGUAUCCCAUGUUUUACAAAAUGGCCUUUAUUUUAGGGGCAGAAAAUUAAUAUUUUUUAUAUUGAAU
This is a messenger RNA of Anolis sagrei ordinatus, 1384 nucleotides long. The record is from RefSeq and is a predicted model, not a curated record. NCBI's taxonomy places the organism in Eukaryota, Metazoa, Chordata, Lepidosauria, Squamata, Anolidae.